CUCGAGCAUAACAUCCCUAGCCACAACAGACUCCUAAAACAUUCUAAGCAGUGUUUGGCAGAUGUUAAACGACCUUAGCCGCCUCAAAAAAUAGUCAUCAGAAAACUGAAGGUGACAGGUCUCUGUGCAGUAGCUGACAACACACAGUGCUGCAGGCGCACACACACGUGGUCUUCUGGUCAGGUAGUCCACAAUCCAGGACACAAGAGAAUCAUCCACCUGCAUCGCUGUCAGUUUCUCAACCAGGAAGCUUUUUUUACUUCCAGGCCCCCACCUGCAUUUCGUGACGUCGACGCUACGUCAGAUGAAACCCAGGAAUGUGACGGCGCCGUGGACGGACGAGGUGGGGCCAGUUCAGCGUCUACGCCCUGAAAUUGUUUACCAAAGUCAGUCGGCUCUGCUCCAACUAAUAUUUCUACUUUAACAAAAUGAGGAUUUUAUCUGUGAUCUUCAUUUUCUGCCAAGUUGUUUCUUCAGUGAAAUACUCCCUGACAUUUUACUUUACUGGCACUUCUGGAAUCCCAGAGUUUCCAGAGUUUGUGGCUGCUGCAACAAUAAAUGAAGUUCAGGUGGGUUACUUUGACAGCAACAUCCAGACAGCUGAACCCAAACAGGACUGGAUGCGGAAACUGUUUAAGGAUGACCCCCAACAACUGAAGUGGUAUUCUGAAAGGUGUCUUGAAAGUUUGCAUUUCUUCAGGGCCAAUAUCGAUGACUUGCGGCGUCGUUUAAACCAAACCAAAGGUCCGCAUGUCUUACAGAGGAUAAAUGGCUGCUCGUGGGAUGAUGAGACUGGAGAAAUCAAAGGGUUUAAUAAGUACGGCUACAACGGUGAAGACUUCAUAUCUUUGGACCUGCAGACACUGACAUGGACUGCUCAUGUAACACAGGCUGUCAUCACUAAACAGAAAUGGGACACUAACGAGGCCAGAUUGAAAGACAAUGAAAGUUUUUACAUCCACAUGUGUCCUGAGUGGCUAAAGAAGUAUAUAAACUAUGGGAAGAGCUUUCUGCAGAGAACAGAGCGUCCCUCGGUGUCUUUCCUCCAGAAGAGUCCCUCUUCUUUAGUCACCUGCUACGCCACAGGUUUCUACCCGGACACAGCUGACUUGUACUGGAGAAAAGAUGGAUAUGAGUUUCAUGAGGGUGUGGACAAAGGAGCAAUCCUCCCCAACCCUGAUGGGACCUUCCAGAUGAGUACUGAGCUUAAUAUUUCAUUAAUUUCACCUGAAGAGUGGAGGAAGUAUGAUUGUACGUUUCAGCUGUCUGGUGUAGAAGAUGAUGUCAUCACCAAACUAGAAGAAAAGGUGAUCAGGACAAACUACGUUCCACCUUCAACGUUUCCAGUCGGUCCUCUUGUUGGAGCUGUGGUGGUAUUACUUGUUCUCCUCCUGGUAGUUGCUGUUAUUCUCAUUUUAAAGGAAAGAAAUGUAUCAAUCUGUGAUUCAGGGUUCCGGCUUGUAAGACAGUGAAGAUUAGAAGAAGAUGCUGAAUUCUCCUGAGUGGAGAGUCAGGAAAUCCACGUUGUUCCAAACACAUUUAUCUCUGACAGAGUUCAUGUUGGUAAAUGGGAUGUAGACACUCCACAGUUGAGUCAAGGCAAACAGUGCACAUGCAUAUAAAAGGAAAAUAUCCUGUAUUAGGGAUAUAACACCUCCUGCAAAAAGACUGGCCGUCAGUGUCAGUCAAAGGGACUCUGACCUGUCGGCAUGGUGAUGAUGAAGACCUCGGAGUGCUCAGCCGCAGAGCUGCAGCUUGGUAG
Messenger RNA from Melanotaenia boesemani (Boeseman's rainbowfish), 1762 nucleotides. RefSeq names its product major histocompatibility complex class I-related gene protein-like. Lineage: Eukaryota; Metazoa; Chordata; Actinopteri; Atheriniformes; Melanotaeniidae. The record is from RefSeq and is a predicted model, not a curated record. The transcript is spliced from 8 exons. Bases 429 to 1472 code for a protein of 347 amino acids. Gene Ontology annotation, biological process: immune response. Gene Ontology annotation, cellular component: external side of plasma membrane.